AGAAGUGACUGCAGUUUCCUCAGUCAUAACUUACAAUAACCGCUUUGUGACACAAACUGUGUCCAUUUGAGAAGAUACCACCAGCACCUGCUGUCCGAGACGAGCGGCAACUUCUCUGCAAACAUGCACGUCGUUAAGAGAGAUGGACGCGAGGAGACUGUCAGUUUUGAUAAGAUCACAUCUCGCAUCCAGAAGUUGUGCAGCGGACUCAACUCCGACUUUGUGGACCCUACCCAGAUUACGAUGAAGGUGAUCCAGGGCAUCUACAGCGGAGUCACCACCGUGGAGCUGGACACCCUGGCAGCAGAGACCACCGCCACCCUCACCACCAGACACCCCGACUACGCAAUCCUCGCGGCCCGGAUCGCCGUCUCCAACCUGCACAAAGAGACCAAGAAAGUCUUCAGUGAUGUGAUGGAGGACCUGUACACUUAUGUAAAUCCCUUAAAUCAACGCCACUCACCUAUGAUCUCCCAGGAGACGCUCAACGUUGUCCUUGAAAACAAAGACCGCCUGAACUCAGCGAUCAGUCACGACAGAGACUUCUCUUACAACUUCUUUGGCUUUAAGACUCUGGAGCGGUCGUAUUUGUUGAAAAUCAAUGGCAAAGUUGCUGAGAGGCCGCAGCACAUGCUAAUGAGAGUUGCAGUUGGGAUCCAUAAACGAGACAUCGAUGCAGCCAUUGAGACUUACAACCUACUCUCGGAAAAGUGGUUCACCCACGCCUCCCCGACCCUGUUCAACGCCGGAACCAACAAGCCCCAGCUGUCCAGUUGUUUCUUGCUGGACAUGAAAGAGGACAGCAUCGAGGGCAUAUACGACACCCUGAAGCAGACUGCCCUCAUCUCCAAAUCGGCCGGGGGCAUCGGCGUGGCAGUGAGCUGCAUCAGAGCGACGGGCAGUUAUAUCGCAGGCACUAACGGUGGCUCCAACGGGCUGGUUCCCAUGCUGCGGGUGUUCAACAACACAGCACGCUACGUGGACCAGGGUGGCAACAAGAGACCUGGAGCCUUCGCCAUGUACCUGGAGCCGUGGCACGCCGACGUGUUUGAAUAUCUGGAGCUGAAGAAGAACACAGGCAAAGAAGAGCAGCGGGCCAGAGACCUGUUCUUCGGCCUGUGGAUCCCAGAUCUCUUCAUGAGACGAGUGGAAAGCAACCAGGACUGGUCUCUGAUGUGUCCCGCUGAGUGUCCGGGGCUGAACGAGUGCUGGGGAGAAGAGUUCGAGGAGCUGUAUACGCGGUAUGAGAAGGAGGGCAGAGCCAGGCGGGUAGUGAAGGCUCAGCAGGUGUGGUACGCCGUCAUCGAGUCACAGACUGAGACGGGAACGCCGUACAUGCUCUACAAGGACACCUGCAACCGGAAGAGCAACCAGCAGAAUCUGGGCACCAUUAAAUGCAGCAAUCUGUGCACGGAGAUCGUGGAGUACACGAGCAAAGACGAGGUGGCGGUGUGUAACCUGGCCUCCAUCGCCCUCAACAUGUACGUCACCCCAGAAAGGACGUUCGACUUCAACAAGCUUGUAUCUGUCACCAAAGUUAUCGUCAGGAACCUGAACAAGAUCAUCGACACCAAUUACUACCCGGUACCCGAGGCUGAACGGUCCAACAGGCGCCAUAGGCCGGUCGGGAUCGGCGUGCAGGGUUUGGCCGAUGCCUUCAUCCUGAUGCGCUAUCCAUUUGAGAGCCCCGAGGCCCAGUUGCUGAAUGUUCAGAUCUUCGAGACCAUCUACUACGCUGCCCUGGAGGCCAGCAGCGAGCUGGCGGCCGAAUACGGCCCCUACGAGACCUACGCCGGCUCUCCCAUCAGCAAGGGAAUCCUCCAGUACGACAUGUGGGGGAAAACCCCGACAGAUUUAUGGGAUUGGGAAGCACUGAAGGAGAAAAUCGCUAGGCACGGCGUGAGGAACAGCCUGCUCCUGGCCCCGAUGCCCACCGCCUCCACGGCCCAGAUCCUGGGCAACAACGAGUCCAUCGAGGCGUACACCAGCAACAUCUACACUCGCAGGGUGCUCUCCGGGGAGUUUCAGAUCGUGAAUCCUCAUCUUCUGAAAGACCUCACAGAAAGAGGACUGUGGGAUGAGGACAUGAAGAACCAGCUGAUUGCUCAGAACGGCUCAAUCCAGGAUAUCGAAGGGAUCCCUGAUGACCUGAAGCAGCUGUAUAAAACCGUGUGGGAGAUCUCCCAGAAGACCGUCCUGAAGAUGGCAGCAGACCGCGGCGCCUACAUCGACCAGAGCCAGUCUCUGAACAUCCACAUCGCCGAGCCCAACUACGGCAAACUCACCAGCAUGCACUUCUACGGCUGGAGGCUGGGCCUGAAGACGGGGAUGUACUACCUGCGGACCAAACCCGCCGCCAACCCCAUCCAGUUCACUCUGAACAAGGAAAAGCUGAAGGAGUCGGCGAAGAGUAACGAGGAGACGAAGGAGAGCAACGCGGCAGCCAUCGUCUGCUCCCUAGCGAACCGGGACGAGUGCCUGAUGUGUGGCUCCUGAUGCAGCUCUCUCCUCCUCCUUCACCGCCUCCUCCCAGAGAAAUUCUAGGGAAUAUUUGGUGCUCAUUUUGUAAAUGAUUUUCUGAACUAAUGUUCAAAAGUGGCACUGUCAAAAAAACCAAAAUCACAAAUCUUGACAGUUUUUAUUUAAUUUCUACUUGGUUUUAUUAUGAAGUUUUGUUGUAUUUAGUCUUGUUUUGUAUAGAAUUUAAUGAAUUAUUUGUCCUUUGUGGGGUUUUUUGUGACAUGCAGUUUAUAUUAUUAUAUAUGGAUUUCUUUUUAAAUCAGUGUUUUGGUAAAAUAAGACAAUAAAUCUGACAAUGACUUCAGGUUAAAACAGAUUAUUAUUAGCGAUAUGGAGUUUUUGUGUGUGAUACCUCAGAAUAAUCUAACAGGAGGUCAACUGAGGCACGACGUCCUUCUGCUCUUGAACUAUAUUAAAGUACAACUUAGUUGCAGGAUUCAAAAACACCCAAAUUAAAAGAAACU
Molecule: messenger RNA, 2984 nt
Organism: Cololabis saira (Pacific saury)
Lineage: Eukaryota; Metazoa; Chordata; Actinopteri; Beloniformes; Belonidae
Product: ribonucleoside-diphosphate reductase large subunit-like
Exons: 19
Coding region: 124-2496 (790 amino acids)
Biological process (GO): DNA replication; deoxyribonucleotide biosynthetic process
Cellular component (GO): ribonucleoside-diphosphate reductase complex
Molecular function (GO): ATP binding; ribonucleoside-diphosphate reductase activity, thioredoxin disulfide as acceptor
Source: RefSeq, a predicted model, not a curated record